GCCGGUGGGUACACACCGCAGAGCCAGAACAAUUACUAUGCGCAGGGACAGGGCUCGUACUCGCCCUCGCCAACCACACCUGGCUUCCGCCCGCCCCAGAAUCGUCCUUAUCAGCCGCAGCCCGGUGGACCCCCUGGUGCAGGCUCACGUGUCGGCCAAGGGCGUCCGCCCGCUGGCGGACCACCUCCUGGAGGUCCCUCGUCAGGAGGGCCGGGCGGACUUGGUGGGCCUGGUGGCUUCCCUCCCGCCAAGCGUCCCCGCUUCGACGGUCCCGGCGGCGGCGGAGGAGGAGGAGGAGGUGGUGGUGGUGGUGGCGGCGGAGGAGGAGGUGGCAUGUCUGUCCGCCCGCCCAACCCUCGCCCUCCCCCUCCGUUCGGCAGCGGCCUCGCACGCCCGAUGAACGACCGCGGCGGUGGCGGAGGGCGUGGCGGCGCGCCGCCCCCGCCCAUCCCCCGCAUCGGCUUUGGCACGCCCCAGCAGCGUCCGCAGCGCGGCGGGAUGCGCGGAGGUGGCCCCAUGGGCAGAGGAGGCGGCAUGAUGGGCCGCGGGCCGCCUAUGCGUCAGCGUGACCAGCGCGAGAUGCGUCCUCCCCGCACACAGCGUGUCGAGCCUUCUCCUCAGCAGGCGCGCAAGCGCAAGGACAAGGACGCGAAGGAGGCGCGCACCACAAUGACCGACUUCCGCAUUGUUGGCAUUGAGGUCAAAGGGCUCGACUGGAGCUGGGGACUUGUCGGCGAGCACGUUGUCGAAGCCAAGGACGAGAAGGCCGACGACGUCAAGCCCGACGUCAAGCCCGACGUCAAGCCCGACGUCAAGGAAGAAGACAAGGGCGAGCCCGGGAAGGUUGAAGAGGCCGAAAAGACCGACGAAAAGCCCACGCCGGAAGUUGUCGUCAAGACCGAAACUGAAGAGGAUGCUCAGGCGAAGCCGGAUGCCAUUGAGAAAGAGGAGAACCACGAGGCUGCGGAUGAGAAGCGUGGCGAGAAGCGCAAAGCUAGAAAAUCAAGCGUGGAUGGCGACGAGGCGCAGUCGCCCAAGAAGCGGUCUUUCGUUGUGACGCACAACAAGGUGAACACCCCCGGCGACGGUUCCUCGCCCGAGUCAAACCAGAACCGCUUCCGCAUCUACUUUGAGUCGCCUCCCGAGCUUGACCGCGUCCCCAAGUCGGCAAGGCGAAACCCCAACAAGCGCUGGCGUCGUGAGUCGACCACCCUGACUCUGGAUGAGACCCUCCAUGAGGAGACGCACGCGGAGGCGCAUGAGGAGCCAUCGGGCGCGGCUGAGGCUGCCGCCCCGACCGAGCAGGUGAAGGUUGAGCCCGCCUCAGAGGCAGCUCCCGAGGCCAACGGCGACAUGCUAGCAGAGGGCGCGGCUGAGGCCAAGGUCGAGGCUGCUGCCGAGCCUGCCGGGCCUGCCGUGUCUGCCGAGUCUGCCGAGUCUGCCGAACCGACAUCAGCGGCUGCGCCUUCGGAGACUGCCCCUGAGGUAUCGGAGGCCACUCCUGCUGCCGAGAAGGAGGCGCCUGCUGAAGGUGCAGAGGACAAGGAGGAGGCUGGCGAUGUUUCUAUGGUCACGGAUCCCGGAGCUGUCGAGGGUACCACCGGCGAGGGCGAGGAGGCCGAGCACUCCGGCCUCACUGGUAAGGAAGCUUCGGCGGCAGAGGUUGAGGCUGCGCUCGCCGAGUCGGCGCAGAAUGCGGCCUCUGCCUACGGCUCGCGCCAGAAGCCGCGCGGUCGUCGUUGGUCGACGAGCAGCAUUGGCAGCGAUGCCGAGACAGAUAUCACGGCGUUGGCUGGCGAUGUAACACAGCCGUCUCUUAACCGCGUGUCAGUUCUAUACGAGGACAGCUCGCGCCGGCUCGUGUUCGACGCCAGCGUCGUCCAGAAGAUCCGCAUCUUCCGUGGCGAGGGCCGCAUCGAGGUCGACCUGCAUGCACCUCAGCCAGCGAAGGAAGCUGAGGCGAAGGAGGGUGACAAGGAUGCUCAGAAGGAGGCUUCCGCCGAGUCGGAACUUCCGAAAGGCAUUCUGGUCGAAACGUACGAUCCUGCCGAGCAGCGCUUCACCGCAUUGUCGCGCGAGAAGCUUGAUGCAUUGUGGAAGGACGACGAGGACAAGUCUCUGCCGCCGCUGCACCGUGUCUUUGGCAGUGCCACGCCUUCGACUGAGCCCAUCACCCUCACCGUCUUCCUGAACAAGAAGAAGCCGCUGAGUGAACCGAAGUGGUGCCGCACGAACCAGGCCGACGAGUGGCUGUACGAGCAGUUUGGACGGCGUGCCGCCUCCGAUGCAGGCUGGCGCGGCAAGCUCGAAAUUAUGGACCCGGAUGCGCCCCCGACGUUGGCGAACAUGCUCGAGACAUGGAAGAGCGGCUCGAACCACGGCACGGCCCAGCAGCGCGGCGACUUUACUUCCUCGCUGCUCGCCUCGCCCAACGACCUCCUCGAGAUCCUGAUCCGCCUGACUCGCGGCGACCGCAACCCGACCGCAGCGGUGGGCACGGGCCCAACCAGCGCCAACGGGCCGCUCGCGACCGCCAUCCGCCCCGACUCGCCGUACGCGUCGCAUCAGACGCACGUCUCGCUCGCCAUCCUGGCGAUGUACCGCCUCACGACGGACUACGCCAAGCAGGCGGGCAAGACCGAGGCGCUCAACGACCAGAUCGCAGACAUCAUCCGCUCGCUGCCCGGGCAUAUGAUCCACCGCAGCCUCGAUGGGCUGUACAAGGAGUGGCUGGCCGAGCGGCGGGGGUAGCCCAGUGGGCCAGCAUGGCGAUGGCCGAGGCAGGAGGGGGAGGUUACGUGGCCGCGAGAAACAAGAAAUGAGGAGCAGGCGAGA
This is a messenger RNA of Cutaneotrichosporon oleaginosum, 2835 nucleotides long. RefSeq lists its product as uncharacterized. The record is from RefSeq and is a predicted model, not a curated record. NCBI's taxonomy places the organism in Eukaryota, Fungi, Basidiomycota, Tremellomycetes, Trichosporonales, Trichosporonaceae.